AGGUGAUGAGCGGUUCAUUCAAAUUCAUGUUUUGGGGUGCUUUGGCGGGUCAAAAAUGCAAGAUUCUACCUUUUUGUUUGCCGGCGGCAGCUUUGUCUCUUUUCGUUUUUCCACUGUCGCGCUCGUACUCCACAAAAAUGCCUGUCGAAACUUCCAGGUUUUUGCGUUUUGUCAAGCUCUCUCCUAAAGCUUUUUCACCAACCAAAGGUUCAGAUAAAGCUGCAGGAUUUGAUAUCAAAAGUGCCUACAGCUAUGUUAUACCUCCUCGGUCAAAAGAGAUGGUAAAGACAGACUUACAAAUAGAGUUACCAGAAGGUUGCUACGGACGCAUCGCUCCUCGUUCUGGCUUGACUUGGAAGAACGGGAUUGAUGUUGGAGCGGGAGUUGUGGACGAAGACUACAGAGGUGACAUCAGAGUGAUUCUGUUCAACCACUCUGAUGAGCCGUUCACGAUUCAACCUGGUGACAGAAUCGCUCAACUGAUAUGUGAGAGGAUCUACUACCCUGAACUGCAGGAAGUUGAGGAAUUGAAUCAAACUAACAGGGGUUCUGGCGGAUUCGGUUCUACUGGGAAGAAUUGAAGUCGUUGAAAAUUGUGUUCCUCUUUCUUGGUGAUAAUUAGAUUAACUGAUUAGUCAUGUGUAUAUAACAAACUUUCUGGUCGUUUUCCUUGUUGUGCAAGUUAAUAAGUUGGUAGAUUUGUCCUUCAUAAUUUAAUUUAAGUGGUGUUUUUUAUAUAGUACAAUGGCCCAACUGACCAUCCUCUUUGCUUAUUGUAAGGAUUAGUGAUGUUUAAAUCCCUUGAAUGAAUAUUCCUUCUCUUAAAGGAAGAUAUAAAAAAGUAAUUAAUUUCCAAGUUAAAAUUGUUGCUACGGAGGUCUAUGCCUUUUUUAAAUUUAUGUUUGUAACAUUUGUGCCCAAAUAUGAUACUCCUGAUUUUGCUUUUAUUCAAGCUUUUCGACUGAUAUGUUUUUCUUUAGUAUUAUACUUUAAUAAAGCGUGUUUUGUAAAGAAUUGGUAA
Messenger RNA from Macrosteles quadrilineatus (aster leafhopper), 1021 nucleotides. RefSeq names its product deoxyuridine 5'-triphosphate nucleotidohydrolase-like. The transcript has 4 exons. The record is from RefSeq and is a predicted model, not a curated record. Bases 6 to 581 code for a protein of 191 amino acids. Lineage: Eukaryota; Metazoa; Arthropoda; Insecta; Hemiptera; Cicadellidae. Gene Ontology annotation, biological process: dUTP catabolic process; dUMP biosynthetic process. Gene Ontology annotation, molecular function: dUTP diphosphatase activity; magnesium ion binding.